GCGGGCGCGCCGCCGAACCCCAGCGCCAGCGGGCGGGGUGGGGGAGGGGGGGGUCGAGUGCUGCGGAGAGCCCGCUUGGGCUCGCGGCACCGCGAUUGGUCGUUCUUGACUCCGCCUUCAACGCAUCUCAUUAGCAUCUCAUUAGCUGUCCGCUCGGGCUCGGGAAGCAGCCACCACAGCCAGUCUGAGGCAGGUGCCCGACAUGGCGAGUGCUGUGCUGCCGAGCGGAUCUCAGUGUGCGGCGGCAGCGGCUGUGGCGGCGGCGGCGGCGCCUCCCGGGCUCCGGCUCCGGCUCCUGCUGUUGGUCCUCUCGGCCGCGGCACUGAUCCCCACAGGUGAUGGACAGAAUUUGUUUACUAAAGACGUGACAGUGAUCGAGGGAGAAGUUGCAACCAUCAGCUGCCAAGUCAAUAAGAGUGACGACUCCGUGAUUCAACUACUGAAUCCCAACAGGCAGACCAUUUAUUUCAGGGACUUCAGGCCUUUGAAGGACAGCAGGUUUCAGUUGCUGAAUUUUUCUAGCAGUGAACUCAAAGUGUCACUGACUAAUGUCUCAAUUUCGGAUGAAGGGAGAUACUUCUGCCAGCUCUACACUGACCCCCCACAGGAAAGUUACACCACCAUCACAGUCUUGGUCCCUCCACGUAACCUGAUGAUCGAUAUCCAGAAAGACACAGCAGUUGAAGGUGAGGAGAUUGAAGUGAACUGCACUGCCAUGGCCAGCAAGCCAGCCACGACCAUCAGAUGGUUCAAAGGGAACAAGGAGCUCAAAGGCAAAUCGGAGGUGGAGGAGUGGUCAGACAUGUACACUGUGACCAGUCAGCUGAUGUUGAAGGUGCACAAAGAGGACGAUGGGGUCCCAGUGAUCUGUCAGGUGGAGCACCCGGCGGUCACUGGAAACCUGCAGACCCAGCGCUACCUAGAAGUGCAAUAUAAGCCACAAGUGCAUAUUCAGAUGACUUACCCUCUACAAGGCCUAACCCGGGAAGGGGAUGCACUCGAGUUAACAUGUGAAGCCAUCGGGAAGCCCCAGCCCUUGAUGGUAAAUUGGGUGAGAGUCGAUGAUGAAAUGCCUCAACACGCCGUACUGUCUGGGCCCAACCUGUUCAUCAAUAACCUAAACAAAACAGAUAAUGGUACUUAUCGCUGUGAGGCUUCCAACAUAGUGGGAAAAGCUCAUUCGGAUUAUAUGCUGUAUGUAUACGACACCACGGCGACGACAGAACCAGCAGUUCACGAUUCUCGAGCAGGUGAGGAGGGCGCCAUCAGGGCGGUGGACCACGCAGUGAUUGGCGGCGUAGUGGCUGUGGUGGUGUUUGCCAUGCUCUGCUUGCUCAUCAUUCUGGGCCGUUAUUUUGCCAGACAUAAAGGUACAUACUUCACUCAUGAAGCCAAAGGAGCCGAUGACGCAGCAGACGCAGACACAGCUAUAAUCAAUGCAGAAGGAGGACAGAACAACUCUGAAGAAAAGAAAGAGUACUUCAUCUAGAUCAGCCUUUUUGUUUCAAUGAGGUGUCCAACUGGCCCUAUUUAGAUGAUAAAGAGACAGUGAUAUUGGAACUUGCGAGAAACUCCUGUGGUUUUUUUAUGAAUGGGUGGAAAGGUGUGAGACUGGGAAGGCUUGGGAUCUGCUGUAUUAAAAAAAAAAUGUUCUUUGAAAAGUACACUCUGCUGUUUGACACCUCUUUUAUCUGAUUUUGGUUUGGGAUUUGGGGGGGGUUUGUUUUUGGUUUUGUUUUUCUUCCUCCCAAGUCAAACUUGGAUACUGGAUUUCAUUUCAGUAGAUUGCAGAAAGUUCUGUGCCUUGUUUUGCAUUUCUUUGUUGUGUUCCCCCCACACACACCCUUUUCCUUUUGAUGCAUUAAUUUUUCCCCAAAAUAAAUUUGGGGUGUUUUAUUUCCCCCCAAACCUCCCAUUUUUGGAAUUUACCUGCUGGGAUUCCUUAAGACUCUUCCCAUUUUUGUUAGGGGUUUUUCCUUUUGUUUGUGUUUAUGGUAACGGCUUUCUGUUCCAAAUUCAGUUUCAUAAAGGAGAACCAGCACAGUUUAGAUUUCAUAGUUCAGAAUUUAGUGUAUCCAUGAUGCAUUCUUCUCUGUUGUCGUAAAGAUUUGGGUGAAAAACAAUGAAAACUCUUUGCUGCUGCCCAUGUUUCAAAUACUUAGAAGCAGCAAAGACUAGAAAAUUAGACUGUGACUCAGAAACUGUUGUGUUUGCUGUGGAACUACAUUACUGUACAGGGUUAUCUGCAAGUGGGGUGUGUCGCAAUGAGAUUGACUCUGUCUUUAAUUCUGUAUCUGUAGGCGGCUCAGUAUAGAUACCCCAUGCUGUCCAGAAAGGUUUGAGGUGGAAGGUCUCCUCCUUCCUCAGUGCCCUAAGCAGACCCGACAGGUGAGGUCUGUCCCUUUUAUUUAAGUGGACAAAUUUGAGUUGCCACAGGAGGGAAAAAGGGGAGGGCAAGACAGUUCUGCUCUGGUUAUUUCUGUUCCAAACAAUUCCAUCCACCUUUCCCAAUCGGCCUUACUUCUCACUAAUGUGUAGGAAAAAACAAGUCCACGUGUCGUACGAAUGACUGAAGGGGACAGGUUUUUGUUUUGGUUUGGUUUUGGGUUUUUUUCUUUCCUUUGUGCUUAGUUAGCAAGGCAGUAGGAUGUGACCUGCAUGUACUGUAUAUUACAGAUAUUUGUCCUGCUGGGAUUUCCAACUCGAAUCCCUAUGAAACUCUCAUUCCUUCAGAUUUGGCUUGGCAAAGGCGGGAGGUACAGAGGAAGGGCCAGUAUUGUUCUCAAGACUGGUCAGCUGUCAGUCUCAGUUCUUGGAAGGUCAGAGCCGAGGUGGAAAAACAGCAUGUAGAGAUUUUCAGUUACUUAAUCAAAACUCAAAUGUGAGCGUUUUUAUCUUUCUACCUUUCAUACACUAGCCUUGGCCUCUUUCCUCAGCCUUAAGAACCGUCUGCCAAAAAAAAUUCCUGAUCUCGCAUGAUGGCAGCCAUAGCGCAUAGCUACUAAAAUAAGUUACCUUGAACAUAUCUUAGACGGAGCCUUGGGAGCAGGUAGAGGAGUCAAGUUACCAUUUGCAUUUUUUUAAAGCAAUGUGGGGAUUUUCACCGAAAUGUCUAGGAAAUCUAGAAGUAGUCCUGAAGGACAAAAACUAAACUCUUACCAUAUGUAUUGGUAAGGCUCCAGACUCCAGAUGACAGUCCCUAUGGAAAGAUGGCAU
Messenger RNA from Nannospalax galili (Upper Galilee mountains blind mole rat), 3216 nucleotides. It is a transcript of the gene Cadm1, whose product is annotated as cell adhesion molecule 1. The record is from RefSeq and is a predicted model, not a curated record. The transcript is spliced from 10 exons. Gene Ontology annotation, molecular function: signaling receptor binding. Bases 203 to 1489 code for a protein of 428 amino acids. Gene Ontology annotation, biological process: detection of stimulus; susceptibility to natural killer cell mediated cytotoxicity; cell recognition. Lineage: Eukaryota; Metazoa; Chordata; Mammalia; Rodentia; Spalacidae. Gene Ontology annotation, cellular component: neuron projection; synapse; plasma membrane.